GAGGAUGAGCCAGCAGCCGGCGGGGAAGAUGUCGGCGGCUCCCCUGGCGGCCGAGGCGCUGGAGCCGGCGGCGGGGAUGCUCGAGGGCCGCCAGAGGAAGCUGGAGUCCAUGAUCCGCGACCCGCGCUCCCCGGUCAACGUGGAGAGCCUGCUGGAUGGCUUGAAUUCUUUGGUCCUUGAUCUGGAUUAUCCAGCACUGAGGAAGAACAAGAACAUCGAUAAUUUUUUAAACAGAUAUGAGAAGAUUGUGGAAAAAAUCCGAGCUUUACAAAUGAAAGCUGAAGACUACGAUGUUGUUAAGGUGAUUGGAAGAGGGGCUUUUGGAGAAGUGCAGCUGGUUCGCCAUAAAAUGACACAGAAGGUUUAUGCAAUGAAGCUACUUAGUAAAUUUGAAAUGAUCAAGAGAUCAGAUUCGGCCUUUUUCUGGGAAGAAAGAGAUAUCAUGGCCUUUGCCAACAGCCCAUGGGUGGUUCAGCUAUUUUGUGCCUUUCAAGAUGACAAAUAUUUGUACAUGGUAAUGGAAUACAUGCCAGGUGGAGAUCUUGUAAACCUUAUGAGCAAUUAUGAUGUGCCUGAGAAAUGGGCCAAGUUCUACACAGCUGAAGUUGUUCUUGCUCUUGAUGCAAUUCACUCCAUGGGCUUGAUACACAGAGAUGUGAAGCCUGACAAUAUGCUUUUAGAUAAGUAUGGGCAUCUGAAGCUGGCAGAUUUUGGCACUUGCAUGAAAAUGGAUGAAACAGGAAUGGUGCGCUGCGACACAGCCGUGGGGACUCCUGACUACAUCUCGCCUGAAGUCCUGAAAUCGCAGGGGGGUGAUGGUUAUUAUGGACGGGAAUGUGACUGGUGGUCUGUAGGGGUUUUCCUUUUUGAGAUGUUAGUUGGUGAUACUCCUUUUUAUGCAGACUCACUAGUAGGAACAUAUAGUAAAAUUAUGGAUCAUAAGAACUCAUUGCAUUUCCCAGAUGAUGUGGAAAUCUCAAAGCAUGCAAAGAACCUUAUCUGUGCCUUUUUAACUGAUAGGGAUGUGCGACUUGGGAGAAAUGGGGUAGAAGAAAUAAAACAUCACCCUUUCUUCAGAAGUGAUCAGUGGAACUGGGACAACAUUCGAGAGACUGCUGCUCCUGUUGUUCCUGAGCUUAGCAGUGAUAUAGAUAGCAGUAAUUUUGAUGACAUUGAGGACGACAAGGGAGACGUGGAAACCUUUCCAAUCCCCAAAGCCUUUGUGGGAAACCAGCUGCCUUUCAUAGGGUUCACCUACUACAGAGACAAUUUGUUGCUAAGUGACUCCUCUCAGUCUUGUAGAGAGAACGAAUCUGUGCAAUCUAGUAAAAAUGAGAAAAUGCUAUCCAAAAACAUCUGCUCCAGUGGAAAGUCUCUGGCUACAGAGCACAGCAAAGGGCCGUUUCAGAAAAAAUUAAGCAAGCUAGAAGAACAGCUCAGUAAUGAAUUACAAGCCAAAGAUGAACUAGAACAGAAGUACAGGUCUACAAGUGUUCGUUUAGAGAAGAUAGCAAAAGAGCUCGAAGAAGAGAUAACUUCAAGGAAGAAUGUAGAGUCUGCAGUCAGGCAGUUAGAGAGAGAGAAAGCUCUUCUUCAGCAUAAGAAUACAGAAUACCAGAGGAAAGCAGAACAUGAAGCAGAUAAGAAACGCAAUUUGGAAAAUGAGGUUAACAGUUUGAAAGACCAACUUGAAGAUUUAAAAAAGAGGAAUCAAAACUCUCAAAUAUCCAAUGAAAAAAUCAAUCAAUUACAAAGACAAUUGGAUGAAGCCAAUUCUUUGCUGCGGUCAGAGUCUGAUACUGCAGCCAGGUUAAGGAAGAACCAGACAGAAAGCACAAAGCAAAUCCAGCAGCUGGAAAUUAAUAACAGAGAGCUACAAGAUAAGAACUGCCUGCUAGAGAAUGCAAAACUCAAACUGGAGAAGGAGUAUCUCAAUCUUCAGUCAGCUCUAGAAUCAGAAAGGAGAGAUCGAAGUCAUGGAUCAGAGAUUAUCAGUGAUUUACAAGGUCGAAUAACUAGCCUCGAAGAAGAAGUAAAAAAUGGAAAGAGUGCAUUAGCUAAACUGGAAAUGGAGAAGAGACAACUGCAGGAAAAGCUCACAGAUUUAGAAAAGGAAAAGAGCAACAUGGAAAUAGAUAUGACAUAUAAAUUCAAAGUUAUGCAGCAGAACCUUGAACAAGAAGAAGCUGAACAUAAAGCCACAAAAGCACGAUUAGCAGACAAAAAUAAAAUCUAUGAGUCUAUAGAGGAAGCAAAAUCUGAAGCCAUGAAAGAAAUGGAAAAGAAACUUUUGGAAGAGAGAGCUCUAAAGCAGAAAGUAGAAAAUCGGCUGUUGGAAGCUGAGAAGCAGCGCUCCAUGUUGGACUGUGAUCUCAAACAAUCGCAACAGAAAAUAAAUGAGCUCCUUCGGCAAAAGGAUAUACUGAGUGAAGAUGUAAAAAACUUGACAUUAAAAAUAGAGCAAGAAACACAAAAACGCUGUCUCACUCAAAAUGACCUCAAGAUGCAAACACAGCAGGUCAACACCUUGAAAAUGUCAGAGAAGCAGUUAAAACAGGAGAAUAACCACCUUCAAGAAAUCAAAUUAAGUCUGGAAAAACAAAACAAUGAACUCCGCAAGGAACGUCAAGAUGCAGAUGGACAAAUGAAAGAGCUUCAAGACCAGCUCGAAGCUGAACAAUAUUUCUCAACUCUCUAUAAGACACAAGUUCGAGAACUUAAAGAAGAAUGUGAGGAAAAGACCAAAAUUUGUAAAGAAAUGCAGCAAAAGAUACAAGAGUUACAGGAUGAGAGAGAUUCCUUGGCUGCUCAGCUAGAGAUCACUUUGACAAAAGCAGACUCAGAACAACUUGCCCGUUCCAUUGCGGAGGAACAGUACUCUGAUCUGGAAAAAGAGAAGAUUAUGAAAGAGCUGGAGAUUAAAGAGAUGAUGGCGAGGCAUAAACAGGAACUUACUGAGAAAGAUGCCACCAUAGCCUCGUUGGAGGAAGCAAAUAGGACACUAACUAGUGAUGUGGCUAAUCUUGCUAAUGAGAAAGAAGAGCUAAACAAUAAACUGAAGGAAGCACAAGAACAAAUUACAAAGCUGAAAGAAGAAGAAGCAAAUGUAGGAAAUAUUAAAGCACAAUUUGAGAAACAGCUGUUGAAUGAAAGAACAUUAAAAACCCAGGCUGUGAAUAAAUUGGCUGAAAUCAUGAAUCGGAAGGGUCCAGUCAAACGUGGAGCUGACACUGAUGUACGGCGGAAGGAAAAGGAAAAUAGGAAGCUGCAUAUGGAACUGAAGUCUGAACGAGAAAAGUUAACCCAGAUGAUGAUCAAAUAUCAGAAGGAAAUAAAUGAAAUGCAGGCACAAAUAGCAGAAGAGAGUCAGAUACGGAUUGAACUGCAGAUGACUCUGGACAGCAAAGACAGUGACAUUGAACAGCUUCGUUCCCAGCUGCAGUCACUGCACAUUGGGCUGGACAGCAGUAGCAUAGGCAGUGGACCUGGAGAAGCUGAGGCAGAUGAUGGAUUCCCUGAAUCAAGAUUGGAAGGCUGGCUAUCAAUGCCUGUUAGAAAUAACACAAAAAAAUUUGGAUGGGUUAAAAAGUAUGUAAUUGUAAGCAGCAAGAAGAUCCUGUUCUAUGACAGCGAACAAGAUAAAGAACAAUCUAAUCCCCAUAUGGUAUUGGAUAUAGACAAACUCUUCCAUGUCCGACCAGUCACUCAGACUGAUGUGUACAGAGCAGAUUCCAAGGAAAUUCCUAGGAUAUUCCAGAUCCUAUAUGCUAAUGAAGGAGAGAGCAAAAAGGAACAGGAAUUUCCUGUGGAGCCCAUGGGAGAGAAGUCAAAUUACAUUUGUCACAAAGGACAUGAGUUUAUACCUACUCUUUACCACUUCCCAACCAAUUGUGAAGCUUGUAUGAAGCCCCUGUGGCACAUGUUUAAACCUCCUCCUGCUCUGGAAUGUCGCCGCUGCCAUAUCAAAUGUCACAAAGAUCACAUGGAUAAAAAAGAAGAGAUUAUAGCGCCUUGCAAAGUGUACUAUGAUAUUUCUACCGCGAAGAAUCUGCUACUGUUAGCUAACUCUACAGAAGAACAGCAAAAAUGGGUGAGCCGACUGGUGAAAAAAAUACCCAAGAAGCCUCCAGCACCAGACCCCUUUGCUCGAUCUUCUCCUAGAACUUCCAUGAAGGUACAGCCAAACCAGUCCAUCAGACGACCAAGUCGACAGCUUCCUCCAAACAAACCAAGAUUACUUGAUCUGGCAUUUAAGGAUUGGGAUUGGUCCUUUGAUGAUGUUGAUGAUAUUGAUGGUGAUGAUGAUGAUGAUGAUGACGAUGUUUUUGAUUUCUGAAGAAGUAUAAGGGCUAACUGCUUUCCGUGAAUGCAGACACAGUCAAGGUGAUAAUUUUCUUCCCAUUACAGCAAGACUGAAACAUAUCCCAAAAUAUAUUAAAAAUAUAUAUUUUCCUGAGAGAUUGUGCUAUAUAUAUCAGAGGUUUACAUUUUUGCUGCAAUAUAAAUUACUAAUCUCUGAGGGUUUUCCUGUAUUCUCCCGAGUGACUGAUGAGUUGAGGAAUGGUUGGUAAAUAGUCAAAGGAUAUGUUAGGUAACCUUUUAAACUCUGUUCCACAAAAGCUUUCUUGGCAAGACACAUACACUACAUUUCAUGAAAGGAUCGAGAGGAAUGAGUAUUGAAAUGGAAGAAACUGACUUUUCAGCUUUCGUAAAGAUGCCACCAGCACGUCUGCAAGUGAACUGGAGGAAGAUCCACCAUAGUGAUAUAGACUGCAUCUGUAAGAAGUGACCAUUAUACUGUGUAUAUAUAUUGUACUGUAAUACUGCAAGAGGGUUUUAAAAAUCUUUCCACUUUAUUUUUUUAUGCUUAUUAAUCAGAUACCGUUACUUAUUGCAGUUGCAACUAUGCACUUGUAUAAAGCCAUAAUGUUGAAGUUUAUAUCAUUCAUACACAUCUAUCAGAAGCUGCAUGUCAGUGUUCAGCAGCUAGUAUAGGUUUGAAGUAUAUACUAGUUUCAGCUACGUCAUCAAGGGCAGUCCACUUUUACCUGUCUAAUUGCCUUAAUUUAAAUUUUUUCCAAGUUUCUUUUUUUUUGCCCAUUCUUUCUAUUUAAGGAAAGUUUACCAGCUCUUAGGAUGCAGUUUUGCUUUGUGGCAGAAAAAAUAGUGCACUAUUUUUACACCUCGUAAGUAUAUCAGUGUCAACCUAUUUUGAAUGUAUAUUGACUGGUUCUAAGGGUGGAGAAGUGCUGGUUACAGGAACAAUGUCUGAGAGCAUGAGAUUUACCAGACCAUUUGCUUGUACAUGUAACUGCUCAUCCAGCCCUUUUUACAAACCUCAAUACUAGUUAUUGACUUAUAUUAACCCUCAUUAAGUGCUAUGAAACUUCAUUUUGCCUUGUUUUUGCAUACUCUCCUAGAUGUGUUUUUGAUUUUUUUUUUAUUUUAUUUCUGGAAAAUAAAAGAAUCUGUGACUAUUUUUACAUUUCACAACACAAUAUCCGAGGACUGUCACAAACUUUAAGAAAAGUAAAAUAUACUGUAGAUGUAUUUUAAAGUUUUAAUCGGGUUCUCUAGCACAUAUCUGUAGGCAUAGAUAAAUAUUUCAGUAGUGUGUUUUGAGAACUGAUAGCUGGGAAGAAAGGGCCUCAGAGGCACUUAAUCUGACCUUUUUUUUAACUUGGAGUUGUACAAAAAAUAUAAUUUAUGUGGGCUCAUUCAUGAUGUGUUCAUAAUUAUCCCAGAAAAUGCAUGUUUUAUACAACUACAGUAUGUGAUGUUAAACAUAUUGACAGUAAAAAAUGUAGUCUCCUAUUUGGUCUCUUUAUAUAUAUAUAUAAAUAUAUAUAUAUAUAUUUAGAAUAUAUAUAUAUAUAAAAUAUUGUGUGGGAGUGCAGUAAUUUAAAAUAUGAUCUAACACUUCAAUGAAGGAGGACAUUUCACUUUAAAAUUUUGUUUGUUUGUUUUUGUUUUUUAAAGAGUGUUGAAAUGUUUGGAAGGAUAGGACCAUGUUUUAUUUAACACUAUCAUGAAAGGUGGACUUGGAAACACUGAAAUACUGAAAAUUAAUAAAUAUAUUUACAUUUUGUAACCUCUGCUACAGUUCAGCUUAACAAAGCAAGAAUGUAUUCAGUCUUCUAUUUAUGCACUCACAAAGUAAAAUGUUGUUUGUGAGUUCUUAAAUUCAAAACUAAAACUUUCAUAUCAUUUCUCUUAGGUAUUAUAACCCAGAGCACAGCUACGGUGGUUUUUCUUGCUUGUUUUGAUUUACAGAAGUACGGUAUAUUUUUAGAUAAUGCAGAUUUGCAUAGAGUACAACAUUAAAAAUGUAUACAGUAAAACUGUUUCCAUUCACUGAAUGCAUAAAUAUUUUAUAUAUAUAUAAAAAAAAAAAAUGUUACAUUGCGGGAAGUUCUAUCCUUUUCUGAAUUGGAGAAUAUUAUAUAUAUAUAUAUAUAUUUUUAAAUAAACUAUUUGAGUAAGGUAAAAUAGUUCCUGAACUUGAGAAGCUGGUUUUAAAUGGAAAUAUUUAAAUAAAAAGAUAACUACUGCAGCAGAUAUGGGAAAGGCAAGGGCUGCUCCAAAGGCAGCCCAGCAAAGCCUGUGUGCGGAGGAAGCGCAGACUCCAAGGGAGCCGUUUUGCAGCUCCUCCACUGCUGGGGCUGAAUCCUUUGCACUUUCUCUCCCUGGCUUGCCCUCACUUUCUGUGAAUCCACAGGGCCCUGCUAAGCCUGACAUUUUAGGAAAUGUACUGUGUUAGAGUAUUUGCUAGGCAGUUUAUAAAUUCCGUGCUUGUACAAAUGGUCAUUAGCUGUACAUACAGCAGGCUGUACUGAGAUGGUGUCGUGGAGCAACACGGGCUGAGGGGGAGCACAGGGGGUCCUGUGCUCUGACCUCUGCCUCAGAGCAGAGCAAACUUAGCACAGGUUCCUCAAGGCCAGUGGUCUGAGGUGCACAAACUUCACUUUAUACCCAGGACACAAAGGGCAAAACUGCUGUUCUCUUCUUCUCCCUUAUCCUGCUGUGAAAUGCAAACACCUCUUUAAUGCUAGUUCCUGGAGAUUGUGUUGUUUCCUUAUGUUAAACUUUUAACAUUUUUGAGAGAAGGGUAUAUUCAUGAACUAAGGAGUAUUUGUCUUGAAACUCACCAGUAUUUUAACACUUUUUGUACAGGCUUGUCCUAAGCAAACAGGACAUUUUUAUGGCCUGAACGACUUACCUAUAGAAAAUUCUCUUAUUGCAAGUCCUUUUGUCUUUCAAGAGUAAACAAAUGGCAUAGCCAGCAGAUUAAUCUGGAAAAACCAGGGAACAAACUUGGAGCCAGAAGCUCAAGGCAACUUGCUCAUUAGUUCCAAAUCCAAGAGCUCAUUUGAACAGGAAAGGCAGACCCCAUUGGAAUUACCUUGUCAGGUGCCAGACCUUUCUGCACCUUUCUGCAGUGAGACAUCCACUUCUGUCCUAGCUGUGUGCUGCAAUUCCCAAGGGACCUCUUGUGGUCCCUGCCAAAGUGCAGCCCCUCCCAGCACUGCCAGCAAUCCAGCACCACAUCUGCUUCUAACUAGAGGAAAGCUAUGGUGGUUCUUGUGCUUCUGAGCACAGCUGAUGCUGUAACCAAACACAUGAUAUAGACUCACAGCAUGAUGUAGGACUUGGAAACAUGCAAGAGGCUCAAGGAUCUUAUUAGUGACAGGGGCUAAAUUUAAAAAAAUCACUGAAAUUUCACUGCAAGUGUCUAAAUCUCUUAGUGCCUCUUGAAAAUACUGAACCUCCUAAAUUUUGACAGGCAUUCAGUGGCUCUCUGAAGGCAUCAAGGCCAGGGAAGCUGCCAUUGAAAUUAAGUGCUUUUUCUCUUUAGUUUCUUUUUGGUUUCUAAUGUCAAAUGGUCAUUAGGAAUUUGAGCAUUUCUGUUUCUAAUCUUACAAUGUAUUAGUUUCCCAUCUAGCUAGGAGAAAUUCAUCCUUGGAAGAGGCUUACAUGUUUUGAUCCCAAGUGCCUUUACCCAUCCUGUGCUUGUGAGGUUAUAUUUGGGAUGCUGCUGUGAAAAGGGAGAACUUACAUGAAAGUAAACUUCUUACCUGCAUUGCUCUUACAAACACUUAAUCACCUUCUUAUUCUGUUUUUGAGGCAGAAGAACAAACUGUACAAGGUCCAGUUCAGUGGAGUGUUUCAGUCUCUUCCACAUUCCUGGAUAGUUUGCUUUGACAUUCAUGUUAAAAUAAUGAUUAAUUUAUUUUUUCAUGUAAUAGAAUAUAUCAAGUUGGAAGGUACUUUUAAGGAUCGAGUCCAACUGUCUGCUCCUCACAGAACUACCUAAAACUAAAUCAUAUGUCUAAAAGUGUGAUCUAGACACUCCUUGACCUCUGACAGGCUUGGUGCUUUUUUCAGUGCAUUACAGUUUUUUACAAAUUAUUAUCUCUGCACAUAAUAUACUUUACACUGAAAACAUUGUUUCUUAUUUUUUAAGAUUAUCUUCUGAAUCAUUUAAGGUUCUAUCAGAAUCCCAAGGAUCAUAGGGUUUGCCUGCUGCUUUGAAGUAUCCCUCAUGAGGGUGGGGAGGAGUCUUCUUUUCAAUCUCAAUAAAGAAUGUUGAUGGAGUGGUUCUGAAACUACAAUUUGUAUUCCAUGUUGAAGUUGCCUAAAAAGUGGACAGGUGUAUGUAUAUACUCAGACAUUCUCAUCUGAAAAAUUAGACAAGUCUACUGAAAUGUGUGUGGCAGAGAACACUCAAAAUACAUCCAGCCCAGUUCUCCCCAGAAACUGCUGCAAUGAAUGGAAAAGCUGUAACUGUAGAAACAUAGCUCCACAAAGUGGGGAUGUAGAGAAAAUAAUGAUGCUAAUUACCAGGUCUUAUAAAUGAAAAUUUGUGUUCAGAAUAUUUGCCACUUUGUAGGCAUGAAGCAGUGUUUUAUAAAGGUAAGGAAGCCACUCUUCUACUUGAUAUUGCAAAGGUGAAGCAUUUGACUGCAGCUGCUUUUGCUGCAAUAAUCUUGUAGAAGCUGCAGGAUUAAAGUGAUCUUUCAAGAUGAAAGUCAUGAUGAAAGGUCACGAAAUCUCAGUUAUAAGUGUAUGUAGUCCUGAUCUCUUAAAAGAACUCUGGAAAGACACAUCAUCACCCUGAAAAGAAAGGGCAGAGUCCAGUAAUGUCAUGUCCCUGCAACCCUUAGUUGUUGGAGGAGCUGCACAGAAAUGCUUUCACAGCCAAGACAACUGCAUGGAAUGCUUCAGUCCUACCACCCUAUUUUAAGGUCUGGGCUUUCAGUGUUUGUUCAGAGAUGUGGGCCUGCUUCUAUACAUAGUCUUAUACUGCCGCUGUGGGCCUCAUGUCAUGUAGUUCUGGGAAUUUGGCAUUGCUGUUUGGGGUGUUUUUUGCCCAAGACACUCUUGCACCACUUAGUAAGCAUGGCUAUCCAGGGAGAAGUACACCAGGCUUGUGAGAUCAUGGCCAGUCCUCUUUUCCUUUGGAUCACCAACUGCUUAGACUUUGGCCACUGAAUUGCCUUCAAUAUGUGUGAAUUUUUAUUAAUAAGUGAACUGGUAGAAACUUUUUUUGGAGUUACGUGAAAUACGAAAUCCCUUAACCUUUGUAAGACUGAAGGAGCUGGGUACCCCACCAUCUGAGCCCUGUUUUAUAUUAGCUCACCUUGUGCUGUCUCUGACCUCAAUUGUUCCAUUUCCCAGUGGGCUCUUGGAGCAGGUCUUGCAGCUGGGUGCAGGUCAGGCUGCAAUUUCAGGACUUGAAUCUGCUUGCUGGAUUCCAUGGUCUCAUGUGUCUGUGUGAUGUUUUCCAGCAUAUUACAAUCCCUGUGUCCUGGGGACCACUGAGAUUCAGUAGGACCUGUGUAGCCUUUAGUCCAGUCGGGAGCCAUGGCGGGGAGGCUCCCCUGCCUGCUCUGAGCUCUGAGCUACAGCAAGGCAAGUUGUAUUGCUGGAAGGUGGGCAUUUGUACUAACUUAAACUAGCAAUGCUGAGAGAGGAAAAUACCUUUGAGCUCAGAGAGUCCAUGAGUUGUGCUGACAGUGCACUUCAUGGAAAAAUAAAUAAAAAUCUCACAAAUCAGACUCUUGAAAGUCAGACUCUGUAUACAUAAUCUGUAUAUAGUCAGCUGUUUGAAGGUGAAAUAAUUUCUCACAAGUAAUUAUUUAAAAUAUGCUUUACAGAAGCUCAAUUAGUGCUUUGUUAAAGAGUCAUGAUUUACAUGACAGAGGCAACACUGAGGCAUAGGAUGUGUGUUCUUCCAUUUUUGAUUUUCAUAUAGUAUGAAUCUUGGUACUGCUGGCCAAAGCCUUCACAUUCCAAAGCAGAAAUCUUGUACAUUCCAGAGCAGGUGUGUGCACAAAUAACUUGUAAUUAUCAUAAAGUGGUAAAUAGAAUUGAUUUUCAGCAUGGAGCCAUGUUACUACUCAGUUUGAAUCAAAAUCAUCAUUAGCCAAUUUACCUUGUCACAUUUUAGGCUGGUGCAGGUUCUGUCCUUUACAUCAUUUUCCAGAAUACUUGACAGAUAAAACAAAGUGUCUGGCCUCUUAAAGCUCCCUCCAUGUGAGUCAGUGAUACCACAUAAUGCACUGAAGUACCUAUUUAGGCUUCUGACAAUUUAAGACAGUGCUAAGAUGAAAUAAGGAAAAAAAACAGGGUGUGAACAAAAUUGUGACAAUUACUUAAACUGUCCUUCAGCUAUCCCAAAUUAAAUUUCAUCAAAACUAUGAUGUGAAAAGUCUCUUAUUUUACCCCGGCCCAAAGAUUGGAUUUUUUCCCAAGACAGAGAUGUUUGCCCCAAACUACUGCCAAUGUAAAAUGGAAUAGCUGACACCUUUAAAUUGAAAAUGUCUGUAUGUAUGUCUUGCCAUUAGGCAGGAAACACCUGAGGUCCAUUGGGACUCAGGUCUGUGAGGCUGGCAAGGUCUUGCAAUUGGAUCCAUCACAAGUGAUGAUCUAUCAGAGUCUUACAGUGAUGAUCACUGUAGCUCCCAGGCAUCUGUUUGACUUCAACAGCUGUCAUCAUGGAGAACUCUGAAGUGUCCUGGAGAACCCUGGCUCAAAAUCAAGCAAUUAAAUUCAGUACAAACCAAGAAUUUUAUAACAUCCUAUUUUAAGAUUUUUUUCAUCUUCCUCACCUUGAAAAAGUGAGACAUCCUUGAACCAUUAUUAGUGAUGAAGGUGACAUUUGAUGUUUGCUUCAUACAUAAAUAUGAAUUUCAAGUAUGGAAGAAUUUGGAAGAGAGUGAAAAAAAACAGCCUGAAGAGAACUUGUAGGGAAGUCAUUAUUAUUCAUCACCAGGAAAAAUGCAUGACUGGGAAACUACCUCAUUUCAGUUAUCUCCACAUCUGUGGAGCUUUUCAUUUAUAAUAGUUCCUUCAGUGAACUCAGCUGUUACUUCCUUUUUUUUUUUUUAUUUUCCCCUUGUUACAUAUGUGACUAAAUGGAUAAUGAUUGGUGGAGGAAGAGUAAUUUUACCUCAUUUAAAGAAAUGAGUGAAGGUGUUCUAUAAGACUGGGGCCAUUCAGCUAAUUCUGAAUUACUUUCUCCAGGGUCAAACUGUACUAAAAUCCAGCUCUAGAUCUGCAGCAGUUGGGAGGUGUCGCUGCCUCCCCACCCCACUCCUUUCUCUCCUGUUGCAGUAGAUCAGAGCAGAGCUAGCUCCCGGAGCACAGUGCACAGUGUAAGGCUGACAGAGGCUCAGGAGUCACGCAGGGACAGGGACUCCUGAGCAGUCCAAGCAAUAACAUCCCUUGCUGGAUUGGAGCAGCACAAGGAAAGACAUCUGAGUCCAUUUUGCACAGAAAGCCCAGUGUUAGGGAGACCCAUAGUGUGGGGAGAGGAUGGUUUUGCAUUUGUGAUCAAUGUUCUGUUCACUGAGGACAGUGCAGAAAAAAUAAACUACACGCAUCUUCCAGUGUCCACAUCUUCACUGUCCUGCAGCCUGCUGUCUCUGGACUCACAUCCUCAUUCUUUCAAUAGUAAAUCUCAUGCUAAAUAUUUUUUUCUCUCAUACAGCUGUAGUGAGCUUCUAGCUUACCUGUUGCCAAACCCAGUCACAGUUCAUCAUAUCCACUGCUGGAGGGGUACUUGUGGUUAUUCAGUGGACUCUACUGGAAUUCAGAUCUUGUCUUUUCACAGACAAGGACACUCACAGUUUUUGAAAGCCCCAAUAAGACCCACACUUUGUCAGCCAGACUGUGUUACCUUGUGAGCAUGUUGUGAACUGGUACAAUUAGUACACUAAUUCCACACUUGUACAGCAUCUGUGAAUGGAGUUGUAUUACCUCCAGCCCUCUGGGUAAGAGCUGCUUACUUGCUUAUACCUUCUGCCAUAAAUCCAAGAUGCUUUCCCCUCUUGCUUUUGCCCCGCUGGUGCAUUACACAUCAAACAGCCUCCUUGUGUCCACCCUGAUACUGGUGAAUGAUGAGUUUAACAAGGUUUAUCCUGUCUAUGUAUUUGUCUAAAGCUGUUGCCUUUAAUCCAGCCACUGAGAAGAUUAUUCUUUACCUCCUGAAAAACACAGGCUCUGCACUUUUGUGGGGCUUGCCUGGAACUUGAAUGUGCCUCUGUUUAUGAAAGUGAAAGAAGUUACUGAGAGGGGGAAAAGUGUUUAAAAUUAUUUACUGCUACUUUAUGAUUUGUUCCAUAUCUCUUGCAGUUUGAAUGAGAACUCAUGGUCCAGCUUUCCAAGUCCACAAAAUUACUUUACCUUAAGUUCAUUAAGUACCCAGCUUUGUUUGUUUUCCUCAGUCUUUUUUUCCCACAGGUUUCUAAGGUGAUUUAUUCAAAAUGCAUUAAGUAACCUACUAAGAACUGUUCCUAAAUGCAUUUUCUGUAUUUUAUGAUAAAAAACCAACUUGAGGUGCUGAUUCUCAAACCAAAAAUGGAGCAGCUUCAUUUUGCUACAGCAUCCCUCAGGAGAAUGAAAUACGUCAAUAACAGAGAGGGUUUGGAUUCCACACAAAUCCUUCUCUAUCAAGAAAAGGCUUUAAUUAAAAAGCAGGUGUGUUUUUUUCAUUUUAAGAUGCUGGAGCUUGUUAGCAUUUGGCAGGUCAAUAUUCAGCCUGAUGCUUCAAGUGUUAAGGUGAAAGCUGCCCAUUUAUAACUUGUAAUGAAUAUUUCAUUUUCUCUUCAUAUAUGGCAACAAUAAAAACUCAAACGCAAUGAAAAUUAGCUGUAAGAAUGACACAAUCAAUCUUUGAAGAAUAGCAUUUAUUAAUAUCACCUGAAAAUGUAACAUAUGAUACUUGCCACCAUUUAGACCACUUCAGAUACUUUACACAGCUUUAAUAAAAUCAGAAUGUUUACAAUUAAUCUUUCAACCAACACAGAAGGAUUGAUGCAUUUUAUUGGAGCAGAAAAAAAAAAAGCUUAUCUUUGACUUGCUCUCAAUAAUGUGGGAUACAUGCAAUCAAUGCCCACAGACACGUCUCUUCCCAGCCCUUCCCACUAAAAUUUAGAGGAUGCAGCAGCUAUUUUCUGAUGGUGAAGGCCCUGCUCCAACUGCUGCGUGCACACUGGAAGAAACAUCUGCUUUUGCAGAUCCCUUUGCUCCACAGCAGUCACACAAUUUAGAAUGUUCUGAAGAAAACCUGCCUCAAAUGUAGUCAAUGCAGUCUUCCCAUAUUUUUCAAGGGUGUUGGGAUCAAGGGUGCCUUGGUUUUUUACAUGGAAUCAACAGAAUACUGUAAGAACUCUUUUGAAAUGUAUCUUUUAAUUUUGGGGAAUGUAAUGAGAAAUGAAGGCAAGCUAUAUGAAUACUAAUGUAAUUUUUGGUUGUGAAGGCAGUACUGCCAAAAUCCCCUGUUGUCAAGAAUAUCCUUUCCCCCUUUUUACUCAAGUACAACAAAUUGAUUAGAAUUUCUGAAGUAAAAGUUUAAGUGAAGUCUAUGUUCUUCAACACGCUUAGCACUGACAGGCCAAAACCUCGUGAACCACAGAGCAGUAUCACCAAAACCUGACAAGACGGGAGAUCAGUCUGCUGAGAUGCAUGAAGGUGCACAUGUCACUGUCAGUAAGGAUGGUGUUUGGGAAUUCUGGAUAUGGUUCCAGGAACUUCUGCUUGAACAGCAUUUUUAACUGUUGGUUACAGUUUCAUUAAUUCCCAUACAUUCUAGUCCCUGCUGUUCCCAAAACAGUAUGUUCAGUGAAUGAGGGCCCAGGUUGAAAAAGAAUUCAUAGUUGAGUUUUUGCUCUUAGCCGAUAUAUACUGGGUAUACUGAGGAAAGUGACUGUGGGUAUCCUGUAUCAGCUGUAUAAAUUGUACUAUUUAAGUGUUGCAUGUAAGUGCUACAAUCCCAACUGGAUUUGUGACUUAGUAAAAAACAUUUAGAAUCUUGUUCUGGAUUGGGCCUUGACUCAGAUUUUCUUCAUCCUAAAAUACAGACAGUCAAUGUUGAACUAACUGAGUUGCUUGCAAGAAGAAGACAAACAUCUGUUGUGGUUUUUCAGUCUUGCAGCUGAAGGACGAGUCAGUAUGUUGGUGCAAAAUCGAUCAUGUAUAAUUGAAGAAAAUUGCUUAUAUGUAACCAGAAAGUACUGAAGUGAAACCAGAGUAUAUAUACAUCUAAUUAUGAAAUACCUUGUAGUAAAAAGAAUCCAGAGAAAAUGUGGUAUCAGUGAAACUUGUCUGAAAUGACCAAUAAAAAUAUGCUGCUUAAAUUAAA
Molecule: messenger RNA, 14644 nt
Organism: Cyanistes caeruleus (blue tit)
Lineage: Eukaryota; Metazoa; Chordata; Aves; Passeriformes; Paridae
Gene: ROCK2
Product: Rho associated coiled-coil containing protein kinase 2
Biological process (GO): smooth muscle contraction; cortical actin cytoskeleton organization; embryonic morphogenesis
Cellular component (GO): centrosome; cytoskeleton; cytoplasm
Molecular function (GO): Rho-dependent protein serine/threonine kinase activity; ATP binding; small GTPase binding
Source: RefSeq, a predicted model, not a curated record